Molecule: messenger RNA, 4819 nt
Organism: Lampris incognitus (smalleye Pacific opah)
Lineage: Eukaryota; Metazoa; Chordata; Actinopteri; Lampriformes; Lampridae
Gene: epha2b
Product: eph receptor A2 b
Biological process (GO): protein phosphorylation; cell surface receptor protein tyrosine kinase signaling pathway; axon guidance
Cellular component (GO): neuron projection; plasma membrane
Molecular function (GO): ATP binding; transmembrane-ephrin receptor activity; protein binding
Source: RefSeq, a predicted model, not a curated record
AUGGAUUUUUGGGGAGUCAGACGUAUUCUGUUUUCCUAUGUACUUUUCAGCAUAUUCAUCACACUGCAAACUAAAGAAGAGGUGCUUCUGGACAUGAAGGCGUCCGGCAGUGAGCUGGGCUGGUUAACGUGGCCCUUUGAACAAGGAGACAAGCAAGGCUGGGAGGUGGUCCAGAGGUCUCUAAAUGGGUCUCAGUUCUACUCUUAUUCCGUCUGCAACGUCGGGGAACGAGACCAGGACAACUGGCUCCGCACCACGUUCAUCCAGCGGCGCCCGUCCGCCUCACGGGUGUUCGUGGAGCUCAUGUUCAUCGUGCGGGACUGCAACUCGUUUAACGGCGCCUCGCUCACCUGCAAGGAGACGUUCAACCUCUACUCCUCUGAGGCAGACGCUGAUGUGGGCACCACCUUCCGCAAGGGCCAGUUCAAGAAGGUGGCUACCAUAGCGCCCGACGAGAUCACCAGCAAAAGUGAGCUGCGUAUCAACACCGAGACCCGAGUCGUGGAGAACCUGUCUCGAAAAGGCUUCUACUUGGCCUUCCAGGACAUCGGCGCCUGUGUUGCCCUCCUCUCCGUCAGGGUCUACUACAAAACCUGCCCAGCCACGGUGAAGAAUCUCGCGCUGUUCCCCGAGACGGUAGCCGGGGGUGAAAACCAGGCGCUGAGGGAAGUCAGCGGGGUGUGUGUGGAGAACGCCAUCAAUGAGGAGAUGCCUCGCAUCUACUGCACUGUGGACGGGGAGUGGGCAGUGCAGGUUGGGCAGUGCCAGUGCAAGCCAGGCUAUGAGGAAGUCAAAGACGCAUGCCAAGAAUGUCAGCCCGGCUCCUUCAAAGCAUCGGCGUCCAGCGGGAUGUGUGAGCCGUGUCCCACCAACACCCACGGGCUGGAUCCGGGGGCGUUGUUCUGCCCUUGUGUGGACGGUUUCUUCCGUGCCCCCGAGGACCCCACUACCGGACCUUGUUCAGGCCUGCCCUCUGCUCCACGAGACCUGUUGGCCACCACCACGCAGCUCUCCACGGGUAAACUCCUCCUCUCCUGGAGCCCGCCUGAAGACACUGGAGGCCGCAGCGACAUCACCUACAGCGUGGAGUGCCAGCGCUGUGAGGGCACCAUGUGCCAGCCGUGUGGAGAGAAGAUCCGCUACGAGCCAGCCAGCACUGGUUUGACCGACACCAGGGUCUCUGUGAGCGAGCUGGACGCCCACCUCAACUACACCUUCAUCGUGGAGGCUCACAGUGGAGUGUCCCAGUUUGCCAGCCAGGGAAACCCCGGGGCAAACAAACAGCCUCCCUCCACCACACUGACCACCACGCUCCACUACACAGACCCUCCCAAGGUUACAUCCAUGCGCCUGGAUGAGAGGACCCACACCAGCCUCUCCCUGUCGUGGGCUGUGUCCCCCCGGCCGCGGGCUCCGUCACGACCCAUUCGCUUCGAACUCACUUAUCGCAAGAAGGAUGACAACCUGGACGUGACCACGUACACGGUGCUGAUCCUGGAGAAGAGCUCGGUCCAGAUCAACGAUCUGGCCCCAGGCACAGCUUAUCAGUUCAGGGUCCAGGCCCUCAGCAGUGAGGGCACCCCUGGAGGCUCAAGCAUGGAGAACGAGUUCGAGACCUUGUCUGAUGCUUCACCACACCUGGCUCCAAACAACACCACGGCCAUCUUCAGUGUGGCAAUCGGAGGAGCGGCCAUGUUGUUCAUCGUCGUAGUGGUCCUCCUUAUCCGCAAAUGGAGGAGAAACUCUCAUGCAAGACAAGGACCCGAGGACACCUACUUUUCCAGCUCAGAGCAACUGAAGCCUCUGAAGACGUACGUGGAUCCGCAUACAUACGAGGACCCCAAUACAGCCAUCCUCAAGUUUGCCAGUGAAAUCCACCCGAGCCACAUAACCAAACAGAAAGUCAUCGGGGCUGGGGAGUUUGGCGAGGUGUAUCGUGGGAUUUUGAAGGUGCCGGGAAGGAAGGAGGUUGCAGUGGCCAUCAAGACGUUGAAACCGGGCUACUCCGAGAAGCAGAGGCAGGACUUCCUCAGUGAGGCCUCCAUCAUGGGGCAGUUCUCCCACCAGAACAUCAUUCGCCUGGAGGGGGUGGUCACGAAAUUCAAACAUGCCAUGAUUGUGACUGAAUACAUGGAGAAUGGAGCGUUGGACAAGUACCUUCGGGACCACGAUUGUGAGAUGUCAUCCUUCCAGCUGGUGGGCAUGAUGCGUGGGAUCGCCGCAGGUAUGAAGUACCUCUCUGAUAUGAGCUACGUUCACCGUGACCUGGCUGCCCGCAACAUCCUUGUCAACAACAACCUGGAGUGCAAGGUUUCUGACUUUGGCCUGUCCCGAGUGUUGGAGGACGACCCAGAAGGGACAUAUACCACUAGUGGCGGUAAGAUCCCCAUUCGUUGGACCGCUCCCGAGGCUAUAGCAUACAGGAAGUUCACCUCUGCAAGCGACGUGUGGAGCUUUGGUAUUGUCAUGUGGGAAGUUAUGGCCUUCGGGGAGCGGCCUUACUGGGACAUGAGUAACCAUGAGGUGAUGAAAGCCAUCAAUGAGGCCUUCAGGCUGCCAGCGCCGAUGGACUGUCCUUCAGCGGUGUACCAGCUCAUGCUGCAGUGCUGGCUGCAGGACCGAUCCAAGAGGCCUCGCUUCCCCGACAUAGUCAGCCUGCUGGACAAGCUGCUGCGGAGCCCUGACUCCCUUAAGCCCAUCGCAGAUUUUGACCCACGCGUCUCCAUCCGCCUGCCCAGCACCAGCGGUUCAGACGGAUCCCCCUUCAGGUCGGUCUCAGAAUGGCUGGAGUCCAUCAAAAUGAGCCAGUACAGCGAGAACUUCACCUGCGCUGGCAUCGUCACCAUGGACCAGGUCCUACAGAUGAAGAACGAGGACAUCAAGAACAUCGGUGUGAGGUUGCCCGGCCAUUUGAAACGAAUCGCCUACAGCAUCCUGGGUUUGAAAGACCAGACGAGCACGCUGAGUGUUUUUGCGGUGUGAUCUUGACAACAACAAAGGGAGUUUUUACUCGGGCACUGAAGCGGGCAGCCCCUCGGUCCGAACUCUGAACGCUAAGCGGAGCCGGAGCCGGAGCUGCGGAAAUAGCUUUGGAUUUGGCAAAAACAAACGAGAUGAGCCAACCCAAGGGGCAAACUAAAGCAGACUGACAUGCUGUACAUUUUCCUUCUUCUGAGAACUUUACAGAUUACAUUUACAAAUUUAUCUCGUCCAAUUGGGAAUCAAGCAAAUAUUACAGUAAUAAAUGCUUCAAGUAGACUGUGCAUACUUAAAUAUAUAUUUUUAUUACUCAUGCCUUUUGUACAGAUACAAGUCACUGUUCAUGUGUUUCCCGUUUUCAUUUCUAGUCCCGCUUUUAUCAGUCGAAUCUCUUGAGUGGCCUCAGUCCAUACAAAUUGAAACUCUAUGUUGGUUGCAUCCAGUAUCAAAUAAUUCGGCAAGUACAGUAAGUGUGCUUGUAUGGGAGGAGCAGUUCAUUUCCUGUUGGAUCAAUGAAGAUGGAGCGGGCUGAGAUGAGCUUGGGCUUGCCGAAGGCUUAAGAAUCGGAGUUGAUAUAUGAACGCAGAAAAACCAGCGAGCUGGCUGUUAUCGGUUUACUGUGACACCUGCCGCUGGUUUUAUCAGAUAUUAAGCUAUGAUCAUAUAAAUCAAGUUCUAUGAAAAAGAGAGGACAUAAUAAGGUACCGUUCAUGUCCAGCGUCUGCAGAAAUGAUUAUUUUCAGGGUGAUACCAAAAAUAAUUGGGUUAAAGAACUCCGCUUAUAAUGUAGCACUUGAUUAAGAAUUGUGGUCGUAUGUUAUCCCAUAUGAUAAUGAUGAUGAUGAUGAUAACGACAGUGAUAAAUGAUAAUCUCUGUGGUUGUCCUUUAAUCGGGAGUGAAAAUGCCGUUGAAAGGGAUUGAAAUGUUGCGUAAGUAAGGAAAACGUUGGAAUGAAGUGGGUACUUGCCAGUUAUAUAACAAACUGGUGGUGAAGAGAGAGGAAGAAAGUGACCACAUUACAGAUGCCGAAGAAAAAAAAACUGGUCUAAUGACAAGGACUCUUGUGAUGCAAUUUGAUAUGAGAUUUUUUUAAAUUUUUUUUUUGGUAUGUAAUUUCAAAGUUUGGUUUUUCUGUCUUACAGCAGAGCCUAGAUGAAGCUUCUGUGAUUCUGAAUUUGGUUCUUCAUGUUUCUGUUGAGGUACAUCGUUGUAGGAAGACACAAAGUGCUGUAAUGUUCCAGGCGACACUUGAGGCUCGAUGUAAGGCUGUCCGUUGCAUGUAUUCAAUUACAUUCUGAAGUGCCUGUUUUACGGGAGGACCGCACGGGUCGUCCCCGUUCGUAGGCAGCGGACGGUCUAUCCAACCCUCUUAAAGAUGACUGCAAAUCAUUUUCUAACUAAUGUACACCCUUUUUUACUUGAAUUUUUGCUGUAUUAUUUACCUUAGUUAGUAGACCUAUCGUUGGAAAAGGGAUAUUUUCUUCUUCGUUGUCUUUUUUUUUUUACCUUUUUGUAUGAUUUGACUAUCUAUUACCAGGCAUAUUUGGCUAACUUUCAAAUCACUGUUCAGUUUAGAUAGUUUUCUUUAAGAGAUGUUUGCUACCUUUCCAGAUAUUGUGGGAGUUCCAUUAGGGGGAAAAAAAAAAGCAAAAAUCUUCCUUGUUUUAUACUGUAUUUAAUAGUCUAUUUAUUUUUGACUUUCUAUUUAUUUGUCGCAAUAAACACUGAGUUGGGAUUAUGAUUAAAUGUUGUUUUCUCAGUCAUGAUAAGAACAUUUGAUGUUCCCUUUUUGUUGAUUAGACAUUUCCUCCAUUGCAUUUGCAGAGCAAUAAAAAUGAA